This is a messenger RNA of Mercenaria mercenaria, 1090 nucleotides long. Its product is annotated as fibrinogen-like protein A. The record is from RefSeq and is a predicted model, not a curated record. Lineage: Eukaryota; Metazoa; Mollusca; Bivalvia; Venerida; Veneridae. The transcript is spliced from 2 exons. Bases 70 to 612 code for a protein of 180 amino acids.
CGGUACAAGAACAGACGGAGUUUAUUCUAUUCACCAGAUGGAAGAUGUCCUUUCUUUGUGUAUUGCGAUAUGACGAACGGGGGUUGGACUUUGAUCCAGAAUCGGAUUGACGGUAAAGUAAACUUUUAUCGGCCAUGGAAUGAUUACGUUAGUGGGUUUGGUGAUAUCGAUGGCUCUCACUGGUUAGGUUUGGAGAAAAUUCACCGUCUAACUCGAGAAGGCAGUCAGAUACAUUUUGAUAUAGAAAAUUAUGAUGGGACAAAAGAUUAUGCACAUUACCAAGUGUUUACAGUUCAAGGAGCGGCAACUGCAUACACUAUGAACGUAGAUGCCUUUAAUUAUGAGGGCAGCAUUGACGAACUACUAACUUACCAUAACAAUAUGAAAUUCUCAACGUAUGACAGGGACAACGAUAUUCAUUCAAGUAAUUGCUGUGUUAAGUACGACGGGGGAGGAUGGUGGUAUAGAGAUUGCUACAUGUUGGGAAACCUGAAUGGUGUAUAUGGUAAAACUCAGGAAGGUGGCAUCAGCUACUGGGGAUCAGUAGGGAAUAUUCCGAUUCAAAAGGUUACUAUUAAGGUGAAAGACAUACAUGGUCAAUGUUUUAAAUAAAACUCAGAAGUGAAAAUGCCAUUUUCUCGUUUUCUUUAACAAUUAGACAGCUUUUAACGAAGGAAUGCUGUUGCUAGACUUUACAUUUUUAUGUGAUUUCAUGUGCCUGUUUACUGAAUUACGAAAUUUUAUAUGCUAACAUUUUCAAAUGUGUUAUAUUUAUUUUUAUUAAGAAAGUAUAUACAGUCAAUCGUGUCUGUAAAGACCACCAAUUGGAAAUGAAAUAAGUGGCUUUUGUUGACAGGUGGCCCUGAAAGGACGUAACUUUACACAUUUUAUGGAAUAACGGGAAGAGAAAACAGUGGCCCUUACAAUACGGUUUUAUAGUAGUGGCCUUUAUUUAGAUGUUCUUUGCAACAGUUUUUUUUUCCAGGAUUUUUAUGUCGAAAAUUAAUAGCAAAUCAACAAAAUAUGGCUAACAAUGUACCAUUUAACCAAAAAGUUUCACUUGCUGCGAAAAUAUUUUUAACCCUUAUGU